Molecule: messenger RNA, 930 nt
Organism: Xyrauchen texanus (razorback sucker)
Lineage: Eukaryota; Metazoa; Chordata; Actinopteri; Cypriniformes; Catostomidae
Product: transcription factor Sox-17-alpha-A-like
Exons: 2
Coding region: 1-930 (309 amino acids)
Biological process (GO): cell differentiation; anatomical structure morphogenesis; regulation of DNA-templated transcription
Molecular function (GO): DNA-binding transcription factor activity, RNA polymerase II-specific; RNA polymerase II cis-regulatory region sequence-specific DNA binding
Source: RefSeq, a predicted model, not a curated record
AUGUAUCUCGACCAGAUGCUCCCCGAACUCGAAAUGGGCCCCACAACAAUGAUGCUCGAGAGCGAACAGGGCCGUUACGCGCCACAUGCGCAGAAUGAGCCGCGCAGGACGGUUCAUUGCCCCGCGUCGGGUCCAUCAAGCCCGGUGUCGGUAGGCUCUGAAUCCAGCUGCUCAAGUCCGGAAGCGAAAUCGGCCGCGGAAACUCGUGUGAGACGCCCGCUAAACGCGUUCAUCAUUUGGACCAAGGAGGAGCGCAGACGCCUCGCGCAGCUGAACCCCGACCUGGAGAACACUGACCUCAGUAAAAUCCUCGGCAAGACAUGGAAGUCCAUGUCUCUGGCCGAGAAGCGUCCCUACAUGCAAGAAGCAGAAAGACUACGAAUCCAGCACACCAUCGACUACCCCAACUACAAAUACAGGCCCCGUCGGCGGAAGUGCAACAAGCGUAUCAAGACACCUGCAAGCGAGACCACCACCUCUCCAAAUGGCUUUCACCUCAGCUAUAUGUUCCAAGGUCAACUCCCACAACAUACGCACAAUCAUCAUCACCCGUACAACCAAAGAAACUCCUAUAAUCUCCCACACAGAGGCGUUGCAUUCCAAAACCACUCUUCAGCGUUGCAGCACGGAGCACCAUCAUCAAACGGAGAUGUAAUGUUCCCCAGUAGUGCAUCAUUAUAUCUUCAGAAUUCAUCGUCUGUACAUCUACCCCUGGCGGCAUACUCCUUUUCACAGCACGCCGUGCAGCAAAAUGGGGUGGAGCCCCACAAUUGGCGGGGAACGGAGGUGUGCGCAUGUGUGCUUUGUUUGGGUGGACCGUCUCUAGAGUUCUAUCUAGAACAGGUGAGAUCGGAUAUGCUGGAUCAGCUUGACCGCAGUGAAUUUGACCAGUACCUCAAUCCAACGCAGCCAGACCACAACAAAGAGUGA